This is a messenger RNA of Candidula unifasciata, 1524 nucleotides long. NCBI's taxonomy places the organism in Eukaryota, Metazoa, Mollusca, Gastropoda, Stylommatophora, Geomitridae. The record is from the annotation of a GenBank genome assembly.
AUGGCGACGAUCAAAGUGAGCAACUUGAACGGACCUCUGAAUGCCAUUGCGGCUUCUAAGACCCACAAAUUAGCUGUCACUAGGGACUAUAUUACACAGCCAAGACUGACCUACUCAACUGUGUCUGGUGUCAAUGGCCCGCUUGUCAUAAUGGACCAUGUCAAGUUCCCCAAGUAUGCAGAGAUCGUCAACCUUCGACUGGCAGAUGGCACUACCAGAAGUGGGCAGGUUCUGGAGGUGGCGGGCUCAAAGGCUGUUAUACAGGUGUUCGAGGGAACAUCAGGCAUUGAUGCCAAGCAUACAAGAUGUGAAUUUACAGGGGACAUUUUGCGUAUGCCGGUCUCUGAAGACAUGUCAGGUCGCAUCUUCAACGGUUCUGGGAAACCAAUUGAUAAUGGUCCUAAUGUUCUGGCUGAAGAUUACCUAGAUAUCCAAGGUCAACCAAUCAAUCCGUGGUCACGUAUCUACCCAGAGGAAAUGAUUGAGACCGGUAUCUCGGCCAUCGACACCAUGAACAGCAUCGCUCGUGGGCAGAAGAUUCCCAUCUUCUCUGCCGCUGGUCUGCCACACAAUGAGGUAUGUGAACAUUUGUUGGGAAAAAGUGUCCAGGAUGACCACAAGGACAACUUUGCCAUUGUCUUCGCAGCUAUGGGGGUCAACAUGGAGGCAGCCAGAUUUUUCAAACAAGACUUUGAAGAAAAUGGAUCCAUGGAAAAUGUGUCUUUGUUCUUGAAUUUGGCCAAUGAUCCCACUAUUGAGCGCAUCAUCACUCCUCGUAUUGCUCUGACCACGGCUGAGUACUUGGCCUACCAGUGCGAGAAACAUAUUCUUGUCAUCCUAACGGACAUGAGUUCCUACGCUGAAGCCUUGAGAGAGGUGUCUGCUGCCAGAGAAGAAGUGCCAGGUCGUCGUGGUUUUCCAGGUUACAUGUAUACAGAUUUGGCCACAAUUUAUGAACGUGCUGGCCGUGUUGAAGGCAGAACUGGCUCCAUCACACAGAUCCCUAUCCUGACCAUGCCUAACGACGACAUUACUCACCCGAUCCCUGAUCUGACUGGUUACAUUACUGAAGGUCAGAUGUAUGUGGACAGACAGUUGCACAACAGACAGAUCUACCCACCAAUCAAUGUGCUGCCAUCUUUGUCUCGUUUGAUGAAAUCUGCCAUUGGUGAGGGUAUGACUAGGGAGGAUCAUUCAGACGUUUCCAAUCAGUUGUAUGCCUGCUAUGCGAUCGGAAAGGAUGUCCAGGCUAUGAAAGCCGUGGUCGGUGAGGAAGCUCUCACUCCUGAGGACUUGCUUUAUCUCGAGUUCCUGAUCAAGUUUGAGAAGAAUUUCAUUACUCAAGGUCAUUAUGAGAAGCGUACUAUCUUUGAAUCUUUGGAUAUUGGCUGGCAGCUGCUGCGUAUCUUCCCUAAAGAGAUGUUGAAGCGAAUUCCACAGUCAACCUUGGCCAAGUACUACCAGAGAGCAUCUACGCAGGCGGAAACAUCAGGCAGGAAAGGUCCAGAGACAACAACACUUUAA